AUGUCGGAUCAGGCGUCGGAAAAAAGCCCCACACUGACCGGAAAGAAUCUUCAAAAAUUCUACGCACAGCACGAUGUGAAUCUGGAAAGCCUAUUGGAAGCCGGAAAUGGAUGUUUCCCCUGCCGAUUUAUACGUUUGAAUCCGCGGUGGGAUCGGGAUGAGACACUGCAAUUGCUCAAGGCUGAAUUGCCAACACCGAGUGUGUACCCCAUUCCGGUCCCGUGGUUAGACGAUGCGUUUGGUUUUUACGCGUUGCCGGGAGACUUUCCUCUGCAACGAUCCAAGUCGUUCCAGUCAGCUCGUGUCUACGGACACGAUGUAAGCUCCGGUGCUGCCGUGGCAGCCUUGUUGACGGAUCAGCACGACGCCCACACGCCAAUCAUUGAGGCGGCGGGUGCACAUUCGGAAACGCACAACGGGCAGCCAUUGCAGCUACGCGUUUUAGAUUUGUGCUGUUCACCGGGAUUGAAACUUUGUGCCAUGUCGGACUUUUUGAAUCACCAGGGUACCCCGGCAAUGGUAAUUGGUGUGGAUGUAUCGGAGUCGCGCAUGGCGGUGUGCAAAAAAGUCGUACACAAGUAUCAAUUAAUGCACGAAGGCAUCACCAGGAGUAGUACAUUGGCAACACCAAGCGACGACUCACGAAUUCGUUUAUAUCUGGCCGACGGCACUACAUUUGGUAUGGAAAAUCGAUCGCUCAACUUGGUUUUUGACUCAGUGGCGGCGAGUGAGGAGAAUGUUUUGGGGAAGCGAAAACGGAUGAACAAAAGUGCCAGGGCCCGUCAACGGAAGCGACUAGACGCACUGAUUAGCUUAGAGCAACCCAAACAUUGUGAUUCUUUGCUGUCAUCUAGUAAUACGCCCAUCAUCAGCCUAUUUGAUCGAGUGCUGAACUGCAAAAGCGAUUAA
Molecule: messenger RNA, 909 nt
Organism: Phaeodactylum tricornutum CCAP 1055/1
Lineage: Eukaryota; Bacillariophyta; Bacillariophyceae; Surirellales; Neidiaceae
Exons: 3
Coding region: 1-909 (302 amino acids)
Biological process (GO): RNA methylation
Source: RefSeq, a predicted model, not a curated record